Heteronotia binoei (common prickly gecko) is the source of this 2302-nucleotide messenger RNA. RefSeq names its product septin-6. Gene Ontology annotation, molecular function: molecular adaptor activity; GTPase activity; GTP binding. Gene Ontology annotation, biological process: cilium assembly; cytoskeleton-dependent cytokinesis. Lineage: Eukaryota; Metazoa; Chordata; Lepidosauria; Squamata; Gekkonidae. Gene Ontology annotation, cellular component: cell division site; septin ring; septin complex. The record is from RefSeq and is a predicted model, not a curated record. The transcript has 10 exons. Bases 106 to 1395 code for a protein of 429 amino acids.
CCCCGCCCUUCCCCGCCAGUGGAAGAGUGCGCCUCCCGGGCUGAAGAGAAGGGCGAGUUUGCAGCUCGCUCGGCUUCUGGAGGCGGCGGCGGCGGCAAAGGGGCCAUGGCGGCCACCGAGAUUGCGCGCCAGGUGGGCGAAGGCUGCCGUACCGUUCCUCUUUCUGGCCAUGUAGGAUUUGACAGCCUGCCUGACCAACUGGUUAAUAAAUCAGUUAGCCAUGGUUUCUGUUUCAACAUCCUGUGUGUGGGAGAAACUGGGCUUGGAAAAUCAACCUUGAUGGAUACCCUUUUCAACACCAAGUUUGAAGGUGAACCAGCCUCUCAUUCACAGCCAGGAGUUCAGCUAAAAUCCAGUACUUAUGAUCUUCAGGAAAGCAACGUCCACUUGAAGCUGACCAUUGUUAGCACUGUGGGUUUUGGAGACCAGAUUAACAAAGAGGACAGUUAUAAGCCUAUAGUGGAGUUCAUUGAUGCCCAGUUUGAAUCUUAUCUCCAAGAAGAACUGAAAAUCAAGCGGGUUUUACACAACUAUCAUGAUUCCCGGAUCCAUGCCUGCUUGUAUUUCAUUGCCCCCACUGGCCAUUCUUUGAAAUCUCUGGAUUUGGUAACAAUGAAGAAGCUAGACAGUAAGGUAAAUAUAAUUCCUAUUAUUGCCAAAUCUGAUGCCAUUUCCAAGAGUGAACUGACAAAAUUCAAAAUAAAGAUCACAAGUGAACUUGUCAGCAAUGGGGUGCAAAUCUACCAGUUCCCUACAGAUGAUGAAUCCGUUGCAGAAAUAAAUGGGACCAUGAACGCUCACUUACCAUUUGCAGUGAUUGGCAGCACAGAGGAAGUGAAGAUAGGAAAUAAAAUGAUGAAAGCGCGUCAGUAUCCCUGGGGGACAGUGCAGGUGGAAAAUGAAGCACACUGUGACUUCGUGAAGCUGAGAGAGAUGUUGAUCCGUGUCAACAUGGAGGAUCUCCGUGAGCAGACACACACGCGUCAUUAUGAGUUGUAUCGACGGUGUAAACUGGAAGAAAUGGGAUUUAAAGACACUGAUCCAGAUAGCAAACCAUUCAGCUUACAAGAAACAUAUGAGGCCAAAAGGAAUGAGUUCCUGGGAGAGCUGCAGAAAAAGGAAGAGGAGAUGAGGCAGAUGUUCGUCCAGAGAGUUAAGGAGAAGGAAGCAGAGCUCAAAGAGGCUGAAAAGGAGUUGCAUGAGAAAUUUGAUCGCUUGAAGAAACUUCACCAGGAUGAAAAGAAGAAACUGGAGGACAAGAAGAAAUCACUGGAUGAUGAAGUCAAUGCAUUCAAGCAGAGGAAGACGGCAGCUGAAUUGCUCCAGUCUCAGGCCCAGCAAGCGGGAGGAUCGCAAACUCUGAAACGAGAAAAGGAGAGGAAAAACUUUUUCUAAUCUGUCUUCGCCUGCUGCAUUGUGUCUGAGGGAGAAGAUUGCCACUUGAGGAAAAGUGUAGGGAUUCCCAUCCUAUUUCGGAGAGGGAGGGGGAGGAAUGAGUAAAUCUUAAGAUAUGUGGAAAGACUGAUUUUGUUUUGUUCUGUUUUUUUUUCCUGACUUGCAUGGGGUGUUUAAAGCCAAGGUGUCUUGUAGUCACUGCAACAAGACAGCAAAAUAAUGUAAGGAAGGUGAACAUCUCUGUAAAGUAUUAGAACAUCAAGGAGCAGCCCUAAAGGUGAUGGACGAAUUCGUGAUAUAGCUGAAUGACACUGAGACAGUUUUGUUUUUUUAAAAUUCCCUUCCUAUUUUUGCCUAAUAUAAACAUGAUGGAUGUUUUUAAGUAUCUGUGAAAAACAAUUGUGCUAAUUCAUUGGUUUGCUUGGAUUUUUUUUUUAAAAGAAGUUUUAUGCAAUGAACAGUGAACAGAGAAACAAGCGACUUGCUACCUCUGAGGAAUAUUUAAUUUUAACAAUGAAGCAAAGGGCAGCAGGGGAGGGGGGGGAAAGUAUAUUUUUAAUUGGGGUCCUAGGUAACCUGUGCCACAAUAGUAAAAAGUCAUCAGCAGAUUGAGCAAUAGUUCUAGUUUCAAAAUCACGUAAAUUUAUUGGAGACCAGUGCACCAUAGUGGUGAAGAGCAUGAUCUGAGAUAGAAAGCCCCCAGUUUAAGUCUCCUCUCAGCCAUAAACUCUCUGAGUGGCCUUAGGCAAGCUCUUUCAGCUACCAUCCCCCAUAUGGGAAUAACAGUACUUGCUAACCUUACAGGGAUGUUGUAAGGAUUACCAAGAUAAGACAUGUGAAAUGCUUUGAGAACAGAAAAAAAAUCAUUGUAUAAAUGCUAAAUAUUAUUAUUAUGGUGAUUUAAAUC